GGACUACAGUGGUUUUUUCAGAGCCCGCCAUGAGCAACGGGAAUUUUCCCGCGAUUACAUGCGACCUUUGACCUCAAUCUUGCACAGGGCGCGCACAGGUGCAGCUCCACCCCACAUUCCCCUUGCCCCACACACACGCCUGUCGAGAGCCGAGGAAGAUGGCGAAGUGGCUGAAAUCCGUGCUGUUUGGUCGCCAGCUGAGCCAUGGAUCUGGGACGGAGGACCCCCAGAGUUUCGACGAAGCAUUUCAGACCCUACAACAGGCAGAGAACGUCGUGACCCCAGCCGCCAAUCUAUCAGGAGAUCCCAGUGAGCCGUCUGUGCCCGUGGAGCAGCAGCUGCAGGAGCUGCAGAUGCCAAGUGCGGCCUCCCCUCCUGGUGCCGGGGAGAUGAAUGCUGCGUACAAAGUGAGCAACCGUCUGGUCCGUGAGCGCAUGGAAAAGGAGAACCCGGAAAACAUUGCCAUCCUCGAUUCAGUCAAAGACAGCGACAUUGUUUGCGUGCAGGGGACCUACGACCACAUCCACCUGGUCCUGGAGGCCAUCGGCAUCCCCUUCUCCCACGUGAGUCCCCAGACCCUCCUCAAGAUGGACCUCAAACCAGAGCAGACCGUCUACGUCAACUGCCCGUCCUCGUUCCCCGUCGAAGUUGCCAAGAAGCUGCGGGUUUUUGUGGAGGCCGGGGGCAGCUCAUCACCACCGACUGGGCGCUGAAACACGUGCUGGAGGUGGCCUUCCCUGGUACGGUGCGCUACUCGGGCACCUCCACCGGAGAUGAGGUGGUGGCCAUUGAGAUUGUUGAUAAAGACGACGACAUUCUACGAGGGUUCCUGGACCAGGAAAAAGAUGCAGCUCCAGUAUGGUGGCUGGAGGGCUCAUCCUACCCCAUUGAGAUACUUGACAAGAAGAAGGUCAAAGUACUGGUGAAGUCUGACGAGCUGAAGAGGAAGUACAAGCACGACCCUGUCAUUGUCUCCUUUGAGUGGGGCAAGGGAAUUGUCUACCACAUGAUCUCCCACUUCUACCUGCAGAGGAGCGAGACUCGCACCAAGAAACAAGGGAAGAGCUCGGCAGCGUAUGCAGAGGCACAGGGAGCCUCCAAGACCACCAUGGACAUGUUCAGUGAAGUUGAAACUGCCUCUCCUGGCAUGAACUAUGGCAUGGUGCAGAGUGCAGCCACUUCCUCUGAGUUUGUGUCCCGCGUCCUCGUCAAACAGAAGAGGAAAUUCGCAAAGAAAUGAAAAAAUGCUAGUAUAUACUCACCAUAAAAUUUGGUAUUCUAGAUUCUUUUCAUGGGUAUUUUUAGCAUUUUUUUUUUAUAUUAUCAUAAUUAGAGGUUAUAUAUAAGAAUGAUUUGUGAGAUAAAAAUUUUACAACUCUUGAUCACAAGGAUAAGGAAAGAAUACAAAAACUGAACACAAAACAGUUGACUAAGUAUAGAUACCUGAUGAUGAAAAUUGAUAACAAAUGCCGAUUGAUUAUAAGCAGUAGAAAUAACCCAAUGUCUGUGUUAAGAGACCAACCAAGUGUUUAGAGCGGGGUGUAGUCGGCAGCGCUGUGAGGAGUUUCGUCUGGUAGAGGUUCAGUUGAGCUGUCCUCAGCUCUCCCACCAUCCACACCAUACAUUUCCACCUCUACCACCGUGACUCUGGCAGAGGACCCACCAUCGCUACUGCUGGGAGACAUCAGAGCACUGGGUAGCACCUGUUCGUCCUCUUCGUCUUCCUCCAGCAGGAGACGGUGAGAUUCUUCCCUGUCGCUCUGUCGACCUCCCAUUCGCAGUCUCUUGGGCACUGACUUGACGCUGGUGCCCGAGCGACUGGCUCGACCGUUUACCAACUUCCCCGGGGCUGACACGCUCCCUUCCACUCUCGAACUCAGCGGCGACGUAUGGUUGGAAAACAGACUUGCCGCCGGGCUCUCCUGGUCUUUGGUCUUCUGAAACUUGGUCGCCUUGCGAGCGUCCAGGUACUGAUUGCAGGAUAUCAUCAGGAGAACGCAGUCUGAAACGGGACGCACCGUGAAAUCCGGGACGUAGUCUCCACUACCGCUGUCGGCAAGUUCAAGAGCCUGCACUCCAAAAUGGUGGAAGGGACCGGCUUCGAAUUUCAUGCCUUCCUUCCCGACCUCGACCUCAACGUGUCCCUCAAGGACGAGGGUGAACGAGGAGGUGGGGAUGUUGAUUCGAUAGAGGGUCACGUUGCGAGCCUGAAUCUCCUCCUGCGUGUACUGCCGCACCACGUCCUGGAGCAAGAGCCGUCGCAGGAUCCCUGGCAAUAUCUUCCCACUCUUGAAUGCUUCGACACCUGCAAAACAGGCGAGAAUACAGUAAACAGCGCUCUGCUGCAAAGUUACUUUAUCAUCGAUUUUUGGGCUUAAACAUACUGCACAGUAAAGGUUAGUUUUUCCCCACGAUACAGUAAUAGAGUUUGUGUGGAUAAGACAAGAGAUGGUCUCACUGCUGG
Geodia barretti is the source of this 2464-nucleotide messenger RNA. The record is from the annotation of a GenBank genome assembly. NCBI's taxonomy places the organism in Eukaryota, Metazoa, Porifera, Demospongiae, Tetractinellida, Geodiidae.